Molecule: messenger RNA, 14496 nt
Organism: Parnassius mnemosyne (clouded apollo)
Lineage: Eukaryota; Metazoa; Arthropoda; Insecta; Lepidoptera; Papilionidae
Source: the annotation of a GenBank genome assembly
AUGUCUGCAUCCGAGGAUUUAGAAGAUUUCAUUUUUCGUCCUCAGCAGCAUUUAGAUGCUAAGUGGCUAAAUCCUGACUUACAAGAUGCUUUGCAUAAUCCUGAUUCUCUGUCUACUUUAUUUAAUAGUCUAAUACAGGACCGUGAAAUAUAUUUUGAGGCUGGAAAUGGUCUUGUAAAUGCUGCUGGAAUAACAGCGAAACUUGGUGACAGUGGCAAAUAUUACUGUGGCCUAAGGAUUCUUACUUGUACUUGUUGUGAUGGACUCUGUGGACCUCAUUCAGGAUGUGCUUGUGCCGCAUGUUCUGCCUUGUCUUCAGAAGAAGAACAGCGUGUUGCUAUUCAAUCAAAAUUAGUUGUACCUUCUCCAUCAAUUCAGGUUAUAGACGAUCUAAAAUGGAAACAAGAUCCGGGCCCAGAAUGUCUGCAAAGUUUGAUGGAAUCCUUAAUGUGGGAGCAACGGAUGAGAGCCAUUAAUGCGGUUGUCAGUUGUUCAUUCAUAUCUCAAGUCCGCCGCUUGAUUGUCCUCUGCAAUAGACACCUUGUGGCUGUUAUCAGGGACCAAAGCCAUAAUAAAGAAAUUAAGAAAAUUAAAAUAGAUAACAAACCACCACAUGUCAUAAGUAACAGAGCACUUAGUAAUGUUGUGAACACCCUCAACAAACCUGGAGAAAUCAGUUCAGAAUCUCAAGAGGAAUCUGAAGAGCACACUGAUGAUUCUGAGAGUGCAAUAGGGUUAGCACGAGUAGGCGCCCGCGCCGCAUUGCGACUGGCAUUGUCGCUUGUGCGACGUGCAUGGCGUUGCGGCGAGGAUGCAGACGUGUGCUCGGCACUACUCCGCGAUGCAUUGGACGCGGUGCGCGCAUUACCUGACGCGGCUCUCUAUGCUGGCGCUGGGCUCGGAGUAACGCAGGCACCGCGCUCACAGAAGAUCUGGGCCGAAGUUGUUGAUAGUGCUGCCAAAUUCCUGCAUCAAGUUGUCGCCGGCGAGGUAGGAUGCAAUGUUCCUUUGGGCGACUGGCGCACUUCACUAUGCGUGUGGGUGGAGCUGUGCGCACGCAGAGCCGAGCUGCCUGCACUAUUAAAAGCGGCUGACGUACUUGUCACACUACCACCGCGCCAGAAGCGACUACCCGAUAAUAGAAUUAUUCUGGAAGAAUGUACCGCGCCACUUGGACCUUUUUUAAGACGCAUGGCAAAAGUGACUGCCCCCAUUCCGAUUGUUAACAAUGAAACUACGGCCGAGGUCAAUUAUACUGAAUUAUAUUUAAAGGAACUUAAUAUACCUGCUGGUGAUGGGUUAAUGGAAGUAAGAAAGGCAGGUAUUGCUUUGCUUUGUCACUUGGACAGGCUUGGUGCUCCUUUGCUGCCACCUCUAAAGGGAUUUGUAACUUGUACUGAGUCAGCACAAGAAGUGGUGUCUAUCGGUUCUGGUCCUCUUCAGUUAGGCAGUCUUAGGAUUCAACAGAUUGCAUGUGCAGAAAAACUAGCACUUUUAUUAACUCAUGAUGGUGCCGUCUACACAUUGCCUUAUGACACUAUGACUCCUCAUUUAGUACCAGGAUUGGAGAGUAAGACGAUAACGCAAGUGGCGUGCCACCCCGCGGGCCGCCACUACCUGUGCUGCGGGUCGUGCGGCGGCGCGUGGUCGUGGGGCGCGGGCGACGACGGGCGGCUCGGCCACGGCGACACGGCGCCGCGCGACGCGCCCGCCGCGCUGCACCUCCUGGCGCACCACGAGGUGGUGCGCGUCGCCGCCGGGCCCGCCUGCAGCGCUGUAAUAACAUCGCGUGGCGCUCUGUACACAUGGGGUCGGGGCGCGCACGGCCGCCUUGGCCACGGCACUGUCGAGAACUGCCUCACGCCGCAACCCGUUUCCUUCAACGCGCACAACAUCGAGCGCAUUAUCGACAUUGCUUUAGGUUGGGGCGAGAGUCACACUCUGUGCUGCACGUUGGAAGGUGCUGUACAAGUAUUCGGUGAGAACGAGGGAGGGGCUCCCCACGCAUUGUCGUCUCUUUCGGUGUUCAGGGUCACUCGCGUUUACACUGGGGAACACUGGCACGCGGUGCUGACUGACAGUGGGCAAGUGUAUACUUGGGGUAAAGGUGACGGCUAUCGCCUUGGUCAUGGUUCAUUGGAAUCUUUUAAGAUUCCGAAGUUAUUAGAAGGCCUUCAAGGUGUAAAAGUGGUUGACCUGUCCUUGGGUGCGUCGCACGGUAUUGCCUUAACUUCUGAAGGCGCACUAUACGCUUGGGGAACACACGAACGAGCUCAAAUAUCGAAACCAGUACCUCAGUUGUUGCAAGUUUUUAACUCUUCUUUUAAAGCAAACGGCUCCUCGAGCUCACCGACACAAAUAUUUGCGUGGAGUGAAGAGAACCCUAGGGAUUUGCCAUCUUCGAUGCCAUUCGUUAUUGAUUUAUCUGAAAACACAUUUCUAUAUUUAGAAAGACUCUUGAGAAUUGCGGUGGAUCAAAGCAGUACGGCGACUAUAAAAGAGAACGAGUGCUUAGCAAUAUCUUGUCUUAAUUUACUGAGAUUGCAAGUGCACGCGUGGCAGUGUUCGCGUGGCGCGGAGAGCGCGGCGGGCGAGGGGGCGGGUGCGAGCGCGGGCGGGGAGAGGCGCGCGUGGUGCGGCGGCGUGCACGGCGCGCUGGUGGCGCUGGCGGAGGGGCGCGCGGGCGCGGGCGCCGCGGCCGCCGCGCGCCGCGCGCUCGCCGCCGCCUGGCCGCUGCUGCUGCCCACGCCGCAGCUGCGCGCGCACCACCUCAUCGCACUGCUGCCGCACGGAUCAGCGCCAGCCAGUGCUGGUGCGAGGUUCAUGACGGAACUGCUGGUGUGGUCUCUACUUGGAGGCGGAGGCCUCCGCGACGCGUUGAAGAACGCGCUACAAGCGCAUUCCACUGACACCUACAAUCACUUGCAGCUUGACGAUGAAUAUGAUCAAGUUGACAUUGUAACGGGUCAACGAGGUUCUCAGUCGUCUGCCAGUGCUGACAAUGUUGACGCAGUACAAGGGGGUUGCACGGAAGAGUACCAAAUUGAUAAUGCAACAUCUUCUGAAAAUGGCGCUUCUGUUCCCUUAAUGCACUUGGUGAAGCAUCUUAUCCGCAACACGACCUGCCAAACGCAAAUGCAUAUAAAUGCAAUAAUCAAUGGCGAAACCAGCAAAACAGACGAUCCUAAAGCGCACGAUACAGUGAGCCCUAGUUGUGAUCUGCUCAUAAGGUUUCAGAGGCUGUUGUUUUGCGAAGCGAUGUGGUCACGAGGAGGGCGGAGCACUCGAGGUGGAGUGCGGGCGCUGCUCACACAGUACAGUACGCUGCUGGCCGAGCACGUGGAAGCCACGCUCGACUCCUUUACACGCGCGCUUCACAGGGCCGAUAGCGACCAGAUGGUAGCCUUGUGCGAUGUCAUCAAUUCUGAUAUUAUAGGGCGCGUGGUGAGCGAGGCGUGCGCGUGGGUGUGCUCGACGGCGGCGCGGGCGAGCUGCGCGCUGCUGGAGUGCGCGGCGCCGCUGGCGGGCGUGGCGCGCGCCUGCGACCGCGCCGCGCGCGCGCUGCCCGCCGCCGCGCGCCUCGACGCCGACCUGCUCGCCUGGCCCGGCCUGCUCGCGCGCAAGCCCCGCCGCACCACCACCCUCCUGCGCAAAUGCGACAUACAGAACCACAUAAAGGAGGGUGGCUCUUGGAUAGUGGUGACUGGUCACGUGUACGACGUGGAAAAUUUCGAAUGUGAGAACGCCAGCACUGUAGAGCUGGUGCGAAAGCUGCGCGGUUCUGACGCUACUGCGGCGCUAAGCGAGGAGCCACACGCCGCGUUUCUAUCCAGUAUCACCGAGAAGUGCGUCGGGUUAUAUGCUGAUCAGAUCUAUAGCCACCGGUGUCAAGAGAGCACGUCGAGCCUGCGCGCGCUGCACGUGCUGUCGUCGUGCGCGUUCAACUUGGCGCUGGGCCUGGCGCAGUGCGGCGCGCGGCUCGCGCGCUCGCUGCCCGACCAGCAAGCCGAGCGCGACGCGGCCGCCUACGCCACCGCUGUCUUCCUUAGAGGCGGCUUGAAAGUGUCUCAACUGACGAACCCGUUCGAAGAAGAAAAGGCGGAGGCUCGCAGCGGGUCGUCGACGGGCGGCAACAGCCCGGCGGCCGAGGCGCCGGCCGCGCCGCGUCCGCACGCCGCGCCCGCGCCCGCGCGCGCCGUGGCGCUGCUGCACGCGCUCGCCGAGCCCAGGCUGCACGAUCCUCUCGCGCUGCACCUGUGGUGGGCGUGCGAACGUCGCGAAGGCUGCGCCCCUCACUUCCCCCCAGAGCACCCGCUUGAAGAAUUAAGACGUGCCUUAUUGGCGGCGUUGCUGUUCCACGCCGGGUUGAAGGAACAUGCGCUUGCUACUGCAACUACUGAAAUGGAAAAAGGAGAAAUAAAGUUGUCACCUGCAAUGUCCGAGAUUGUAAAAGCCGUUCAGCAGAGCAAAUGGACGCUAAUGAGGGCGAGGCAACAGUUGUCACGUGGAUAUAAGGAAGUAUGCGCAGCUCCAUUGGAAAGGGCCAGGUUUUUGUUACACGAAGUACGUGCUGCGAUAUCCCCUGCAGUCACGGCUUUACAAAAGAGGCCUCCAUCCCACCGGCCGCCUACCGCUAAAAGGAUUUUUCAAAAAGUCAUGCGAAUGGCCAAGUCGCCUAGUUUCAAUAAAUGUUUUGAAACAACAAAGGACUUAAGGAACAGACAGAAUAGCUUGAGUAAGAGCAUGUUAAGAACGACAGGUAGUUUGCUUCAAGGUGAUGCACUUCUUAUUAAAUCGACAAUAGGGCACACCUCGAGCAAGGCCACCGAAGAUAUUCACAUAAAAGUCACUGAACCAAAGAGUAUUUCUAAUACAGAAAGUGUUAACGAUCCAGCUUUAAAAGACGCUGCUAAUCAACAAACUAAAAAUAAACUAAAGUUAAAGGUUAAGCCUCUUGAGAAAGAUUUUAAAAAUGCCUCGAAUUAUGAUGACAUGCGUAACGAAGCUCGGGGUGACAUAAAAUUAUCUGAAAGGGAUGACGUGCUAGACAAAGAUGAUGAUAAAACACCCACAAAUGAGGUAUCAAUUAGCUCUAUAAACGAUAUCACUGACAAUUCGGUUUUAAAAGAAUCGAUUGAAAGCGAAAAGCAGGUGAUGUUGCUGGCUGACGAUUUGAAAAAUCAAUUAAUUACUGCCGAUGAAGAAAAGGACGACGAUAAUUCUGAAAGGAAUAAGUUUGUUAAUGCCUGGGUGGCAAAACUAGCUUGUGAGGAAAAAGAUUUAUAUUGGAUGCUUGAAGAAGUCACACCGGAACAACAAACAUUGACAACAGCAAUCAUUGAUUUUGUAAUGACUGAAGAGCCUUGCGAUAUUGAUAUUCUCAGAAGAGCUUUAUAUUGCCAGGUGCAGCGAGCUGAGAUUCGUAAAAAUGGUUAUAAAAUAAUAAAUAAAAUUCUACACUUAUCUCAAACCAUGUCCGAGAGCGUUAAGUACGCCGCACUCUCUGGUCUAGUAGGUGCCUCAAUGGCUGAUUCGGCGCCGCACACACUUCUGAAACCCACCGUCCCUUUGACAUUGCCUUUAAAGGGCAUCGAAUCUGUUAUACCAUACUCAAAAUAUAUGGUGCUUCUAGAGCGUUCGAAAUUGAUGGAUUUUAUUCUUAUCGAAUUAAAGGCAAAAGUUUUAGAAGGUGAACAACACCAACCUUUACCUUUAAAAAUGAGUGCCAACUAUGGAGCUCAUGCAUUGCUGAACAAACCUUCAAGAGCGAGAUUUUUAAUUUCCCUGCUGACACUGUUGGUAGAAGGUUUUAACGGCCCGGAAUUAGAGCAAUUAAUUAACGGAGGAGCAUUAAGUUCUUGUUUGACGUUAUUAAAACAAAUUGGUGGAGAUACGUCACAAUAUACUUCCCUAAUUUGUCAUGGAACAAAAUCUAAAUCCGAAUGCUUAGUUAUUUACGAGGAUGAAAGGCUGGGUGCUCGCGCCAGAGGCGCUUCACUAUCUGGUCCUGAAUUGGCUUCUCUUAUGAAGAUAGGAACUCGAGUUGUGCGUGGUAAAGAUUGGAAGUGGGGUGAUCAGGACGGUGUACCGGGCGGUGAAGGCCGGGUUAUUGGAGAGCUAGGCGAGGAUGGUUGGGUACGUGUUGCCUGGGAUUCUGGUGGCACUAACUCGUAUCGCAUGGGUAAAGAGGGGAAAUAUGAUCUCAAGUUAGCUCGUUCCCCAUCUCCGCCGCCAUCAGUGGAUGAGACAAUGCAUGGCACUGUGGAGAACAACGUGGAGUGGUGGCCGGUGAGCGAGGUGCGCGCGGCCUGCACGUGCGCUGUGCGCGUGGCGUGCGUGCGCGCGGGCAGCCAGAGCGGCGCCGCGGGGGCGGGAGCGGACGCGGGGGGUGCGGCGCGGCGCAACGUGGCCGCGCUGCAGCGUCGCCUGCUCGCGCUCGCUCGCGCGCACCACUCGCCGCCGCCCACCGCCUUCGCCGCGCACUCGCACACCGCGCUCGCUUUGCUCAGAGCAAGCGCCCAAACUCCUGAAAUGCGAAGAUCAUUGUGCACCGACUCGUGGUUUGAAUUAUGCUACAGCAUUAUUUCUGCGACAGACAAGCCGAUUUCUCAAGAUUUGAUAUAUUUACAGAUUCAGUCCAUCUGGCUACUAAAGCAUGUAUUAAUGGAGCAUAACGGAGCCGCUGAAUGGCGUAAGACCGUAGCUGCACAACUAUUGGCAUUAGUGGGACGGCUGUGGCUUGAAACCCAUGUUGCUGAUCCGGCGCUUAGACCAAACCAUUUGAUGGUUGUGACUGGCGAUGAGGAGGAGCUAGAUAACAGAUGGCGCGCGCCUGCUACAGCUAGCUACACAGGCACUACAUGCGCAGCCGUCGUAAACUUAGUACGUCAGCUGCACGCGGCUCCUCAAUGGCACACACCCAUCACGGCACUGCUCCUCGAAAAGCUUCAACUGGCAGCGCAAAUGAUAACAAGUGAUUGGCAUUGGUGGCCGCAUGCUAGUCAAGAUCUUACUCAACCAGUGAAGCCAUCACCUCCCUCUUUGAAUACCUGUCUAAUAGCUGGUGCGUUGGGCGUUGUUGGUGGAGUAGAAUGGCGUAUCAGACUUGGUCAGAAAGUGACGGCUGGCUCACCACCGCGGAAUGCAAUCGUCACGCAACUGUCACAGAGGGCGAAAGUUACUUUAAUACACGAUGACAACUCAGUCAGCAAGGUGGAAUUGAAUUCGGUGAGGAGCGCGGAGUGCGAGCGGCUGGCGCAGGCGCUGGGCGGCGGCGAGAGCGCGCUGCGCGUGUGCGCCGCGCUGCUGGGCGCCGCGCCCAGCGCGCUGCCGCUGCACCCGCACCACCUGCCCGCUGAGAUAGACGUUUACGCCCUAAGAAGACAACAAAUGGAGCUGCUAAUGUUAUGUGCUGCUAGAGGCCUACUCACAACUAGAACGCGUCUCAGAAAAGUUUUAAUGCAACCACCGGACAAUGGUGGUACAAUGGAAAGAGGCGGCAGUACGGGCACCGAGGGCACGUUGUUGCGUCGCCUGCUGUCGCUGGCGACGCGUCCCAGUCCGUUGGCCGCGGCGUACUCGCCCCGCGAUCUCGCCACCGCCGCCAUUGCCAUCGCGCACCAGCUUGCCGCACACGUUGCCGGAGAUGAAAAAGAUGUCGAUUCGCCUCCUGAUUUUCCAAUUAUAGACAAGAGUAAUAUGAUGCAAGUUUCCAUGGGCCCGUCUACGAGCACAGCGUCUUUGUCACGAAAAGAUCUCAAUACAUGGGCAAACUCUUCUCAAGUGCAACAGGUCAUAGAAAUGGGUUUCUCACGACACGCUGUCUAUGGAGCCAUACAAACUUUGGGUGGUAACACUAUACCGACAGUGGAAGCGCUGGUCGCUUACUUACUAGAACAACAGCAGCACGGUUUCGAUGAGACGGUGUACGAAGUAAAACCUCAAACGUCUAAACAAGAGAAGCGUCCUGCGCCGUACCGUUGGCGCAGUUGUUUCGCUUCCGAGGAGGAGUACGCUCAGUACCUUUCGGAUAUUAUCACUCCAGGCAUGACUGUGCGAUGCUGUAAAGCUUAUGAAAGUGUCGCUUUGGGAGACGUAGGUCAGGUGCAAAAAAUUGAACGUGACAUAAAACAGAAUGUAUUCCUACAUGUGGAGUGGCGCGGGCUGGGGCGCGUGUGCGGCGUGCGCGCGCUGCACGCGGAGGUGGUGUCGGGCGCGCCGCCCUUCGCUCCCGGCGACCGCGUGCGCGUGCGCGCCGCCGUCACGCAGCCGCGCUACAAGUGGGGCUGCGUCGACCACACGUGCGUCGGCACCGUCACCGGAAUUUCUAGCAACGGCCGUGACUUGACAGUAGAUUUUCCUCAACAACCCGGCUGGACCGGUCAAGUCAGCGAAAUGGAACUAGUCACAGAUCAAUCGGAGUGGGGCGAGAGCGCGGGCGGCGCGGCGGUGGGGUGGCGCGGCGCGGUGCGCGUGGUGCGCGUGUCGUCGUGCCGGCCCGGCGCCGGCGCGCGCCGCCUGCUCGACGCGCAGCCGCACACCUACUGGCAGAGCUCCAGCGGCACCGGACAGCACUGGAUCCGCGUGUCGAUGCGGUGCGGCGUGCGCGUGCGGCGGCUGGGGCUGGGCGUGGCGGGCGGCGCGCACGCGGCGGGCGCGCUGUGCGUGCGCGGCGGCGCCAGCUUCGAGGAGGCCGCGCUCGUGCCGCUGGCCGCCGCGCCCUGCGUGCCCUGCGCGCCCGCCGCAAAGCGUGACCGCCCGCCCGCGCACCUCGCACAGGUGCAGCUGCUCGCCGACUGCAAGCAGUAUUAUCCCUGCAUAGAAAUUGGAAUAAAGCAAAACCGCAACGUUAAUGCAGACUGUCGAGUGCACGGUCUUUAUAUUACCGGCUUUAGACCAAACCCACUGUACUCAGAAAUCUUAACGAACAUGAAUUUCAUUGCCGAAGACUGGAUGGAAAAAGAUAACCCAACUGGUGCCACUUCUGCUGAAACUAAUCCAGCGUCACUACCCAGUGAUUGUCCAAAGGUCUAUGUGUGGGGUUUGAAUGAUAAAGAUCAGUUAGGCGGUGUUAAAGGUUCCAAAGUAAAAGUGCCGGUAUUCUCGCCAGUUUUAAGUGCACUGCGACCAGUUCAUAUUGCUGGUGGGUCGAAGACACUUUUUGUCGUGUCUCAUGAUGGCAAACUGUACGCGUGCGGCGAGGGCACGAACGGGCGGCUGGGGCUGGGGCACAGCAACAACGUGUCGACGCCGCGCGCCAACCCGUACCUCGCGCACACGCUCGUGCGCCGCGUCGCCGUGCACUCGGGCGGCAAGCACGCGCUCGCGCUCACCGCCGACGGCAAGGUGUACUCAUGGGGCGAGGGGGAAGACGGCAAGCUCGGGCACGGCAACCGGCUGACGCUGGAAGCGCCUCGGUUAAUCGAAACGCUGGCGGGCGAGCGCGUGGUGGGCGUGGCGUGCGGCUCCGCGCACAGCGCCUGCGUGUCGGCGCGCGGACACCUCUACACGUGGGGGCUCGGCGAGUACGGCCGCCUCGGACACGGCGACGACGUCACGCAGCUCGCGCCCAAGAUGGUGGAAGCUCUAGCUGGCUUUAGAGUUAUUCAAGUAGCUUGCGGAUCUCGAGACGCGCAGACUCUAGCAUUGACUGCUUGCGGCAAAGUUUUCUCUUGGGGUGAUGGAGAUUUCGGAAAGUUGGGACGAGGAGGUUCAGACGGAUGCGCUGUGCCUAUGAACAUAGAGAGAUUGAAUACACUUGGUGUGAUACAAGUUGAAUGCGGUGCACAAUUCAGUCUAGCCUUAACAAGGGAUGGAGAGGUGUGGACUUGGGGCAAGGGCGACUACUUCCGGCUGGGGCACGGGCUGGACGCGCACGUGCGGCGCCCCACGCUGGUGGAGGCGCUGCGCGGCCGCCGCGUCGUGCACGUCGCCGUCGGCGCGCUGCACUGCCUCGCCGUCACCAGCGACAACCAGGUGUGGGCAUGGGGCGAUAAUGAUCACGGGCAGCAGGGCAACGGCACGACGUGCGUGAACCGGCGGCCCGCGCUGGUGGCGGGCGUGGAGGGCGUGCAGCGCGCCGCCGCCGGCUCGUCGCAUUCGGCCGCCUGGGCGCUGCGCCCCGCCGCUCGCGCCCUCCCUCCCGCACCGCACCUCGCGCCCCUUCCCUUCCCUACUCUCAAGGACCCGCUCGGCGCGCACAGCCUCGGUCUCUACUCAGAAGAAUCGGCCAUAGAAGAACCACAGGGACCACGUCCGUCAUUGGCUUCGGCAGCUUUAGCCCUAGAGCCUCCUGUUGCCGUUCAACAUGCACUGUCUUUGUUGUUACUAGCCUUACACAUAACACAGGCACGCAGUUUACUGGUGGAGGCACUUCGUGCGCAUGAAGCGAGCUCUACGGUGCCGGUGUUCGCCAGCCUUGACGCAGAAGACGAUGACACGGAAACUGACGCGCGCACAGGUGGCGGUGAGGCGCCCGCAGACAGAACUACACUCCCCAGCGGUGCAAGCAGUCCGCUUAGCGGUUCGAUCUCAUCACGUCAUUCUGCCGUAAUGUCGUCUAGUGCGGUGUCGGUCGCCGCUGCGACGAUGACCGUGCAACAGGCCGAGGCGCCUAAAUUGGUACUGGAUGACUUCACAUCUCAACUGGGUGAAUCAGAUGCGAGAGCUUUAGUGGACUUAUUAAAGCUUGCUGCAGCCGGCCGAGUACCCGAUGCUAAUAACGCAGUGAAAGUUAUCACUGACGUGUUGAUGGCGUUGUGCGGCAGCAAGCCGGCGGUGGCCGACAUGGUGGUGGAGGUGUGCGUGUGCGAGCUAGAGGAGGCGGCGGCUGGCGCGGGCCGCGCGCCUCCGCUGCCUGCCACCGUCGACAGCCCGCACCCCUACGCGGACGACACCGACAUAUCCGGAGUUGUGAAAAUUCCGGGCGCAUCGUCACUCCGUGUAACAUUUGAGCAGGGCUGCUCCACCGAGCGGCGCAACGAUCCACUAACAAUAUCGGACGCAGCUGGGCGCGUGUUGGCCACGCGAUCCGGCCGUGAACCUGCCGACUGGGCACAGGAAAUUAUAGUUAAUGGUGAUGAAUUAAGAUGGAGGUUUACAAGCGACGGUUCAGUAAACGGUUGGGGUUGGAGGUUUACUGUAUAUCCAAUACUUCCGGCUCAUUCGGUUGCGGAAAGCGGAUCCGAUCGCUACGUUUUGUCCUGUCCGUCGGUUGAGUUGGCAUGGCGUUUACUCGACGGUCCUUUGCUGACGGCUAUUUCUAACGAUCAUCAACUGGCCCCAAGACUUGCACAAGCACUCGCUAUUUGUGCUCAGAUGCCGACUCUUUCGUGGCGCGCGCGCGUGUGGUGCGUGCGGCGGCUGCGCGGCGUGGUAUGCGGCGGCGCGCGCGAGGCGGGCGCGGGCGCGGGGGUGCCGCCCGCGCUGCUGCAGCUGCCGCAGCUGCUGCUGGCACAGUACGAGCACGAAGAACCCGCGCUGCGCACCGGCACACACCUGCUGCACACGCACUACCUCAAGGAGCUAGCGUGGCUUGCGUGCGGGCUGCGCGUGGACGCGCGCGUGUGCGGCGGGGCGGACGCGGCGCGGUGGGCGUGGUUCAAGCGCUACUGCCUGUGCGUGCGCACCGCAGACGCGCUGAUCCGUCGCGCGCCUCUGCCCGUGCCCUUCCUAGCGGACGUGCGCAAGCGACUCGCUGACCUUGGGGUCUACAACGUCGACGACACCGCCGGCGACGCGCCCUACCCCUGGGAGGACAACACCAAGUUCACUAAGCAACAUGACGAGCAGUUACUGCAUUGGGUCAAUAAGCGAGCAGAAGAGUGGUCGGGGUGGUGGGGCGGCGGCGCGCGCGGGUGCGCGGUGUACGGCUGGGGGCACAACCACCGCGGCCAGCUGGGCGGCGUGGACGGCGCCAAGGUGCGCUCGCCCGCGCCCUGCCUCGCGCUCGCCGCGCUCAGCCCCGUGCAGCUCGUCGGCGGCGAGCAGACGCUCUUCGCCGUCACGCCCGACGGAAAAGUUUACGCUACAGGCUAUGGCGCUGGAGGACGAUUAGGAAUAGGCGGCAUAGAUUCUGUGUCCCAACCUACCCUUUUAGCAUCGAUUCAACAUGUCUUCAUAACGAAGGUGGCUUGUAACUCUGGAGGCAAACAUUGCCUGGCUUUGUCUGCUGAUGGGGACGUUUACAGCUGGGGUGAGGGCGAGGACGGUAAACUUGGCCACGGCAAUAGAGUAAGCUACGACCGUCCGAAGCUAAUCACCGCGUUGUCGGGUCUGGAGGUCGUGGCGAUCGCUUGCGGCGGCGCACACUCCGCUUGCCUGACUGCGCGCGGUCGUAUCUACACAUGGGGCAAGGGCAGAUACGGACGCCUGGGACAUGGCGAUUCUGAAGACCAGCUUGUGCCUAAGAUGGUGGAGGCGCUCUCGCAGCACCGGGUGAUCGACGUGGCGUGCGGGUCGGGCGACGCGCAGACGCUAUGCAUCACGGACGACGACAACGUGUGGUCCUGGGGCGACGGCGACUAUGGCAAACUUGGGCGAGGAGGUUCGGAAGGCUGCAAGCUUCCGAUGAGAAUAGACUGUCUGAAAGGUCUGCGAGUUAUCAAGGUUGAAUGCGGCUCACAGUUCUCCGUCGCUUUAUGCCAAUGUGGAAGUGUUUAUACAUGGGGUAAAGGCGACUACCAUAGACUAGGACACGGCAGCUAUGAACAUGUAAGACGUCCAAUGCGCGUUACGGGCAUGCAGGGCAAAAUGAUAACAUCGAUUGCGACAGGGAGUCUACAUUGCGUUGCUUGCACGGACACGGGCGAGGUGUACACAUGGGGAGACAACGACGAGGGACAACUGGGCGACGGCACAACGUUGGCGGCGCAAAGGCCCCGCCUGCUGGUGGCUUUACAGGGCAAGCGCGUGACGAAGGUGGCGUGCGGGAGCGCGCACACGGUGGCGCUGUGCGUAGAGGCGCCGCGCGCGCCGCGCCCGCCGCCGUCGCCGCCGCUCGAGUGCCACCUGCUGCAGGACCUGCCCACACACCUCAUAUGCAACAGGCUGGUACUACUGCAUCAGUUCUCGGAAUUGGUGUGCCCAAAUUUGCCGCUGCUAAUUUUAGACGGACCUUUGGAUCAGUUAAGAACGCUGCUCUUCUACAGUGUCAAAGAAGCUGCUUUCAGAAAGGCAAUAAUGGCGACAAUGGUACGCGAGCGACAGCACGGGCCGGUGGUGGAGUUGUCACGCGUUGGCGCUCGGCGCGCGCGGCGUGGCGGCGCGGGGCUGGCGGGUGCGGGCGGCAUGCGCUCGGUGUUCGGGCAGAUGGUGGCGCGCCUGCCCGCGCUCACGCAGGACGCCCUCGCGCUGCCGCACCGUGUUUGGAAAGUCAAGUUUGUAGGCGAGAGCGUGGACGACUGCGGCGGGGGCUACAGCGAAAGCAUCGCGGAGAUGUGCGAAGAGCUGCAGAACGGCUCGCUGCCCCUACUGAUGGCGACGCCCAACGGACGUGGAGACGCAGGCGCUUCGCGCGACGCCUUCCUACUCAACCCCACUGCCAAUACGCCGCUGCACCUUAACUGCUUCCGAUUUCUCGGCGUACUGAUGGGCAUCGCGGUGCGCACGGGGUCACCGCUGUCGCUGUCGCUGGCGGAGGGCGUGUGGCGGCAGCUGGCCGGGCAGGCGCUGCGCCCGCAGGACCUCGCCGAGGUCGACAAGGACUUCCUGCCCGCGCUGCUCUGCAUCCGCGACAUGACGCCCGCCAACAAGGAGCUACAAAAUCUGGAGCUGCCCUUCUCAAUACCGUCCGCUGCAGGUCACGAGGUGCCGCUCUCUACGCGGCACAAGCGAGUCACGCCGGACAACAAGGACGAAUACGUACAAUUGGCGUUGCAUUACAGGCUGCACGAGUUCGACGAGCAGGUGCGCGCGGUGCGCGACGGCGUGUCGCGCGUGGUGCCCGCGCCGCUGCUGGCGCUGUUCUCCGCCGCCGAGCUGGAGGCGCUCGUGUGCGGCUCGCCCGACAUACCCGUGCACGCGCUCCGAGCGUCCGCCACUUACAAAGGUAUAGACCCGAACGCACCACUGGUGCAGUGGUUUUGGGAGGUGAUGGAAGAACUGUCCGGUAGCGAGCGGGCUCUAUUCCUGCGUUUCGUGUGGGGACGAACACGAUUGCCGCGAGCGCCGCAGGACCCUAGACAAAGGGAUUUCGUAUUGCAGGUACUUGAUAAAUACCAACCGCCGGACCAUUUCUUGCCAGAGAGCUACACGUGCUUCUUCCUUCUCAAGAUGCCAAGAUACUCAUGCAAAGCGGUGCUACGGGAGAAACUCAGAUACGCGAUCCACUUCUGCAAGAGCAUCGACACGGACGAGUACGCGCGCGUGGCGCUGAGCGCGGCCGAGCGGGUGUCGUCCGAGGAGUCGGACUCGGACGACGCCGCGCCCCCCGCCCCCGCACCCGCACCCCACCCUCCCGCGCUCUACUCGCUCACGCGUCCCCCCACCUGGCUCUGA